AUGGCUACCGCUGCUGAACUAGGCUCAACUUGUGCCUUCACAACCCGCAUUUCGCUCCGAUGGGUCCCGGAACCUGCGGAGGAGACGACCGACACAAUUGUUCUUUCUGUGGGAGAGUACUAUCUUGACCUGCGGAUGGAUAAGAAGACGGGAGGAAUUGACUGGGCCAUGGCCGGUACAAACAUUGUCGAGAACCCGAAUGAAACACCCCUCAAAAUCUCGUUUACACGCGAACUGGACUCUCUGAAUGAGAUUGGAAUGGUCGACGUUGCCAGAUUUAGCCCUCUUCCUAAUGGCGACGAUCUCGAGCAAGGUGAGAUGCCUCAUCCCGACCUUCCUGGGGCACCUAUGACGGCCUUCGAGGAGGUUUGGCGGAAUCUGCCAUUCAAGGAAGGUCCCGAUGGGCCAAAGACGGGCAUCUCGUGGAUCCUUGAAUCGGAUGAUGAGCAUCUUACCAACAGUGAGCAGGAAGGGGAGUUGACUGUGAACAAAUUGUUCUUCGGCCGCAUUUGGGGAACAUACCUGGGAUUCCACCAGAUUCAAACCCAUUCUCGGCAAAAGGGCUCAGAUGGAGGGUUGUCUCUCAAGAGAACCGGGUCCGAUGUCACUGCUAGAAGGGAAGAGUGGACUGGAGCGGGAUGGGAGGAGAAGUAUCUGGUGGGGCCUGCUGCCGAUGCUGUCCCCUCGAUGAAGUCUGGAUUCGAGGGAGAAGCCAAGGGUUCUUGGAGGGUACCUGGUGAAAAGGUGACUGUGGAUGGGCGGUCUUUCAUCGUUCGGGCAUUUGAGGAGAUCCCAUGA
Penicillium waksmanii is the source of this 798-nucleotide messenger RNA. RefSeq lists its product as uncharacterized. The transcript is spliced from 2 exons. The record is from RefSeq and is a predicted model, not a curated record. The coding region runs from base 1 to 798 and encodes 265 amino acids. NCBI's taxonomy places the organism in Eukaryota, Fungi, Ascomycota, Eurotiomycetes, Eurotiales, Aspergillaceae.